CCACAAUUGCGCUUGAUUAUUAGACGCUCAUUAAAAUGUCUUCUGUAAUUUAAAGAGCGUCUGAAAACACAUGAUGAUUUGUUGUUUUUUUCCGCAAGAAUAUAAUUAUCAGUCUCCGCAUUAAGUAUCUAUAUUUUUCCCUUCUGCUUUUAAAACAGACAUGGAAACCGAUAGUUCCGAAUCUGAUUCAGACGAUGUAAGCGAUCAGGCACAGUUGCACUCUCAGGCCUCAGGGUUUCAAGUUCCUCAGUUUGAGAUAUCAGGAUGGAACCCACGGGCCAAUGUUGGUAUCCAUCUUCUGUCCCUUGUGCCCAUGGGAAACUUUCCGGCUGGGGGUACAGAAAGCCUUGUAGGCAAGUCAAGUCGUUCCCGUACCAAACGAAAACAGAGGAUGAAAGCUUACAAGACUGGACGGACAUCCUGCAGGAAUGUUGUUGAUGAAAGAAGAUUGAGACUUGCCUGCUCAAAUAAUGAUUGUAUUGCAGUUGUGGAACUGCUCGAGGGUGGUGCAGAUCCAUCCUGUGCUGAUGAGAAGAAUCGAACCCCGCUACACCUGUCUGCCUCACAGGGGUAUGAGACCAUAGUGAAACUUUUGCUGGACAAGGGAGCUGACCCAAACAGAAAGGACUUCAUCGGCAACACCCCGCUUCACCUUGCUGCAUGCACAUGUCAAGUUCCCAUAGUAACAUUGCUCCUGAAGGCAGGGACAAAUCUCAGCUCUGUUGACCAGUAUGGGCGAACGCCACUUACCCUUGCAAAGUCACGGCUAAGCUUCCUUGCUGAAAAUAAAAGUUUCACUAAUGACAAGAUGAAAACAGAAGUUGUACAGAUCUCAGACAUGAUGGGUACAUAUCUGCGGUUGACUGGAAGUGAGGCUGAGGCAGACCAGCUGGAAGAGUUGUGUACAAGACUUUCCAGCACUUCAACCCGGGAACAAGUUGAUGAAGUUGGCUCACUUCUUGCAGAAUUCACCUGCAUGAGCAUCGAGAAAAAAAAUCCAAACAGCUGAUGAGUGGGGUUGGGAAAUGGAAUGAUACAAUCAUGUGUGCUGGUGCUUGCGCUGGUGAAAUAUGGGAGCAAAAAGUGACAUCUGUGGCAUAUGACGCAGCCUUAUCUGCUCAUUUAAACUAAUGACACCCAGGGCUGUGAUAUGGAAGGGAUGGGUCUGCACGAUAUGAAGUCAUUGACUCAUUUCCAUGGCUAAUUGUAGCUGAUAUUGGCUACAAAUUAUUAACUGACACUAAUAUGGCCAACUAGUAAUGAACAGUAAGUCAUAAACAGCUCUGAUCAUUCUUUGUUUCCGUAUUAUCAAAUAAUUAUGUUUUUCCACAUGCACGAUUUUUUCAAAGCAAAUAAAAUGAGGUGAAUCAUCA
This is a messenger RNA of Mya arenaria, 1373 nucleotides long. Its product is annotated as ankyrin repeat domain-containing protein 54-like. The record is from RefSeq and is a predicted model, not a curated record. The transcript has 8 exons. Bases 161 to 1009 code for a protein of 282 amino acids. NCBI's taxonomy places the organism in Eukaryota, Metazoa, Mollusca, Bivalvia, Myida, Myidae. Gene Ontology annotation, molecular function: protein binding.